UUCUCAAUCAACCAAUUAGUGCUGCAAGAAGGAAACUGUAUAAAACUCUGCAGGAAGAACUUGGACUGGUUUCAUGGCUCCAGGAUGGAGGGGUUCCUGUCCACGGUUCCACCGUAUAACGUCUGCGCUAACCCGGUUUGCGCUCCCCCGGCUCAGGGCGGCGGCUGGGGAAAGCGAGAGGGCCGCUUCAUGACCCCCCAGGGCCUCAACUACCUGGAGCUCUGCAAGGCCAUCCUGUCCCAAGUCAACCCGGGUUUACCCCCUCCUCCGCUCAAAAAGGCAAACACCAAAGAGUGCGGCGUGCAGGUGAACGCCAAAGUGGAUAAAAUCGUCCAGUGCUCGCUGGGUCCCAAGACGCUGUUCGGCCUGGAAAGCGACCACCAUCCCGUGUCCUCGAAGUCCCCCGACAGCCCAGAUCUGUUCAGACCGGGCGGGAAGGCGCUGUAUAACACACCGCCAGUGAGCAACCUACGCUUCCUGAGGCCCGUCUCCAUCUACUCGCCGGUGUUUGACCGCAGGAUCUUCCUGAAGAAACUCGGCGACGACGGCGGAAGUGAAGGAGAAGAAGCAGAAGCCGCUGAACAAGCUAAGUCUAACAAGGAUGCUGAGGAGGAUCACAGCGGCGAGGACACACAGAGGGACUAUACGACAACUUUCCAUCAGUCUUCAAGGGGCUCCAACUUCCAGUUCCUAGAGCAGAGGUAUGGAUUUUUCCACUGCAAGAAGUGCAACAUCCGGUGGGAGAGUGCUUACGUGUGGUGCAUCUCUGGAACCAGUAAGGUGUACUACAAGCAGCUCUGUCGGAAGUGUCAGGUGGGGUUUAACCCCUACAGAGUGGAGCCAAUUCUCUGCAAGGGUUGUUCUCAGACCUGCUGCAGCUGUGAGAAGAAGCAGAGGCACAUUAACAUGAAGAGGCCUCACCGUCAGGACCUGUGCUGUCGCUGCAAGGGCAUGAGGCUGUCCUGCGACGCCACCUACAGCUUCAAAUACAUUGUCUGAGCUCUCCCUGAGGGCGGCGAGGGGGGGGUUGGGGGGUCCGCUCUGGUCUGGAGUCCACCCAUUCCUAAUGAAGACCUGAUGGCAUUUGUGUUCCCAAGGUUGAGGGCAGUGUCUGUCAGUAGACAUGUUGUUACCUGUACAUGUCAUGAAUGGAAGCUGCCUCCAGUAAUGGACAUUUAAAGAUUCAGUUAUUCUCCAACCAGUGAGUAGCUGAAUCAAAAUGGCUCUUUGUUUCCCUGGUGCUUCAGUGAACAUGAAAACAAUUUUUGCAAGAAGAAAUAAAGUUUAUAAAAUAAACACACUGAACCUCAAAUGUUAAA
Messenger RNA from Lates calcarifer (barramundi perch), 1319 nucleotides. It is a transcript of the gene zar1l, whose product is annotated as zygote arrest 1-like. Gene Ontology annotation, cellular component: cytoplasm. Gene Ontology annotation, molecular function: mRNA base-pairing post-transcriptional repressor activity. The coding region runs from base 85 to 999 and encodes 304 amino acids. NCBI's taxonomy places the organism in Eukaryota, Metazoa, Chordata, Actinopteri, Centropomidae. The record is from RefSeq and is a predicted model, not a curated record. The transcript is spliced from 4 exons. Gene Ontology annotation, biological process: translation.